GAGGAGAUCGUGUGUGACGUCAUCAUGACGCAUCAUCAUGUGGUUAUGGCAGCCUCCUGAGUCCUGGCUCCGUUGAACUCUCGUAUAGAUCUAUGUUGUCUCCUUGGUGCAGGUAUAGUGUUUGGCCUGUUUCAUAGCCCAUACUACUGAAGCGUGGAACAAAUUUGAUGGGAAUGGCAGCUCCACAAUACUCAGCCGACCGCCAGUUUCUUUGGAGUCUUUUCCAGAAGGUGGACAGAGACAGGAGUGGGGAAAUAUCUGCUGCUGAACUGCAGGCUGCCUUGUCUAAUGGCACAUGGACCCCUUUCAAUGCAGAAACAGUUCGUCUCAUGAUAGGUAUGUUUGAUCGCAAUAACACCGGGACCAUCAACUUUGAAGAAUUUCAGGCACUUUGGAAGUAUGUGACGGACUGGCAAGCUUGCUUCCGAAGCUUUGAUCGGGACAACUCAGGAAACAUUGAUCGCAAUGAGUUGAAAACAGCCCUGACUACUUUUGGAUAUCGUGUUUCAGAUGGAUUUUAUGAUCUUCUCAUGAAGAAAUUUGAUAGAUCUGCUCAAGGAAUCAUCCACUUUGAUGAUUUCAUCCAGUGCUGUGUGGUGUUGCAUACCUUGACAGCAGCAUUCCGGCAACAUGACACUGAUCUUGAUGGAAUUGUGACUGUAUCCUAUGAACAGUUUCUCACCAUGGUCCUCAGCCUCAAGAUUUGAGCCUCCAUUUAGCUCCUCUCUCCUCCUGUGAUUUCCUUUUCAUGGUGUAUUCUUGGCCAUUAGGACUAUGUCUUUUGAUUUGUGUCAUGCAUGGUGCCCCAUUUGUGCUUUCAAGCAUCACCUUCAUGAUGUUAUUUCUGGCAUCCAGCUGCAAAUACAUAUUUUUGAGUUUUGAG
Messenger RNA from Darwinula stevensoni, 883 nucleotides. Lineage: Eukaryota; Metazoa; Arthropoda; Ostracoda; Podocopida; Darwinulidae. The record is from the annotation of a GenBank genome assembly.